Molecule: messenger RNA, 6002 nt
Organism: Jatropha curcas
Lineage: Eukaryota; Viridiplantae; Streptophyta; Magnoliopsida; Malpighiales; Euphorbiaceae
Product: ARM repeat superfamily protein
Biological process (GO): proteasome assembly; ERAD pathway
Cellular component (GO): cytoplasm; nucleus
Molecular function (GO): molecular adaptor activity
Source: RefSeq, a predicted model, not a curated record
GUUUCACGGAUGCAAAACAAACUAUGGCCCAGAAAAACAAGUCGGCGCAGCGCUUCCAACGAAACGAAUUUUCGCCUCUAUGACUAAUUGCCGCCCAUAUAACACGGCACUGCCUCAUUUCUCGUUUUAUUCUAGCAGAAGCCUUUGUCUUGUCGCCAAAGAAAAAUAAGAAACCAAAACGAAAAUGGCAGACUCAUCAUCGUCGGCACCGAAAUCCGAUUUGGAGACGGAAGAAUUGCUGGAUCGAAUGCUUACUCGAUUAGCUUUAUGUGACGACUCCAAACUUGAAGUGCUGCUCUCCAAGCUUCUCCCUCUCACUCUCUCCUCUCUCUCUUCCCAGUCCACCGCUGUUCGUAACAAGGUUCUUGAAAUUUUGAGUCAUGUUAACAAGCGAGUGAAACACCACUCUGAUAUUGGCUUGCCAUUGUUGGAGUUAUGGAAAUUGUAUACAGAAGCUAAUUCUGCUCCAAUGGUUAAAAACUUUUGCAUUGUGUAUAUUGAGAUGGCAUUUGAGCGUGCAAAUGCAAAGGAAAAAGAAAACAUGGCACCUAUGCUUGUAUCUAACAUUUCCAAACUUCCCCAUCAACACCAAGAGAUUAUAAUGAGGAUUGCUACUAAGGUGAUUGGUGAAUGUCAUGCUGGUCAAAUUGACAAAGAGGUAGCCAUAAAAUAUAGACUAGCAAAUGGUUCUCAGGAUAGAGAAUUGUUCAUUGAAUUCUGCCUGCAUUUGAUGUUAUAUCAGCAGCCAUCCCAAGGCGGAGGAUGUCCACCUGGGCUUUCAAUUGCUCAAAGCCAUCGUGUUACCGGAAAGCAACCUUUGAAAACUGAUGAGCUUCUUAUGAGAAAGUUGGGUGUUUUGAAUGUCAUUGAAGCAAUGGAGCUUGAUGCAGAACUUGUUUAUCCUUUGUAUCUGGCUGCUAGUGCUGAUUGUCAAGAGCCUGUGACCAAGAGAGGGGAGGAGCUUCUGAGAAAGAAGGCAUCUACUGCUAAUUUAGAUGACCCAAAGUUGAUGAACAAAUUCUUUUUACUGUUUAAUGGUACUACUGGAGCUGAAAGUGGUGCUCCAGAAUCUAGAAUCUCUCCUGCAAGCAUUGCUUUGAAAGUAAAGUUGGUGUCUAUAUUUUGCCGAUCUAUAACUGCAGCAAACAGCUUCCCGGCAACUCUGCAAUGUACUUUUGGCUGCAUAUAUGGAACUGGCACCACUUCAAGGUUGAGGCAGUUGGGAAUGGAAUUCACCGUAUGGGUGUUUAAACACGCACAAAAUGAUCAGUUAAAGCUCAUGGGUCCUGUGAUAUUGAAUGGGAUUCUGAAGUUACUUGAUAGUUUUUCCAAUUCAGAAUCAGAUGUUAUUGCUAGGGAUACCAAAACCUUUUGUUUUCAAGCAAUUGGGUUGCUUGCACAGCGCCUGCCCCAUCUCUUUAGGGAGAAGAUUAACAUGGCUGUUCGUCUCUUUGAUGCAUUGAAAGUGGAAGCCCAGUCAAUCCGUUUUAUUAUCCAAGAAGCAACCAAUUCUCUUGCUGCUGCAUAUAAGGGAGCCCCAGCUACUGUAUUGAUAGAUUUGGAGACACUUCUGUUGAAUAAUUCUCAAGUGGAACAAAAUGAAGCACGCUUCUGCGCUGUGAGAUGGGCGACAUCUAUAUUUGAUUUGCAGCAUUGCCCAAGUCGAUUUAUUUGUAUGCUUGCAGCUGCAGAUUCUAGAUUGGAUAUAAGGGAAAUGGCACUUGAAGGCUUAUUUCCUGUCAGAGAUAAAGGCCAAAGUACUAGUCAAAAUCUUGAUGAUAAGUACCCAAAGCUUGGAGGCAUGUUGGAUUAUAUUAUUAAACAGCAGCCAAAUUUGUUAGCUUCAAGUGAAAUAAGGGAGCAAAAACUUACUUUUCCAUCAACAGUGUAUGUCGCCAUGAUUAAAUUUUUGUUAAAGUGUUUUGAGUCAGAGUUAGAGCAAAGCAACUCUUUAGAGAGAUCAGCUGAAUUUCUCUCGUCGGUGGAAAGCAUGUGCUUACUUUUAGAACAUGCUAUGGCAUAUGAAGGAUCCAUUGAGUUACAUUCCACUGCUUCCAAGGCAAUAAUUACCAUCGCAACUUAUCUUCCAGAGAUGAUAGCAUCACAUUUUGGAUCUAGAAUUUCAUGGCUGAAGCAAUUACUGAGCCACGUAGACUUAGAGACCCGUGAAUCUUCAGCACGCCUACUUGGCAUAGCUUGUUCUUCUCUUCCUAGUCCUGCAUCAUCUGAUCUUAUAUGCGAACUACUUUCCUCAAUUGGUGGAACUAAAAAUUUAAGGUUUGAGGCACAACAUGGUGCGUUGUGUGCUGUAGGAUAUGUGACUGCAGAUUGUAUGUCUAGAACACCUACUAUUCCAGAGCAAUUGUUUCAGAAUAUACUCAAAUGCCUGACUGACAUAGUAAAAUCUGAGACUGCAAUUUUGGCUUCUGUUGCAAUGGAAGCUUUAGGUCAUAUUGGGUUAUGUGCACCAUUACCUCCACUUGCUGAGAAUUCUGGUUCAGUUGAGAUUUUGUCGCUCUUACUCGAAAAGUUGAGCAAACUACUCUCUGGUGAUGAUAUAAAAGCGAUUCAGAAAAUUGUUAUAUCCCUUGGACAUAUCUGCGUUAAAGAAACAUCAGCUUCAAACCUCAAUAUUGCUCUUGAUUUGAUAUUUAGUCUCUGCCGGUCAAAGGUUGAGGAUAUUCUUUUUGCUGCUGGGGAGGCUCUUUCGUUUUUGUGGGGUGGUGUUCCUGUUACAGCUGACUUGAUUCUUAAAACUAACUAUUCUUCACUUUCCAUGACAUCAAACUUUCUUUUGGGAGAUGUAAACUUAUCAAUGUCAAAAUAUAGCUAUAAUGGGAAAAGCGAACAUAAUGAAGACUAUCAUAACACAGUUAGAGAUUCAAUUACAAGAAAACUUUUCGACGUUCUCCUAUACAGUAGCAGAAAGGAAGAGCGCUGUGCUGGAACUGUUUGGUUAUUAUCACUAACAAUGUAUUGCGGCCGUCACCCAACCAUUCAACAAAUGCUUCCGGAAAUUCAGGAGGCAUUUUCACAUCUACUAGGUGAACAGAAUGAACUCACACAAGAGCUGGCUUCCCAAGGCAUGAGUAUAGUCUAUGAACUUGGCGAUGCAUCAAUGAAGAAAAACUUAGUAGAUGCACUUGUUACCACUUUGACUGGUUCAGGGAAAAGGAAAAGAGCUAUCAAGCUUGUUGAAGACUCUGAAGUGUUUCAAGAAGGGGCCAUUGGUGAAAGUCUCAGUGGAGGGAAACUUACCACUUAUAAGGAGCUUUGCAAUCUUGCUAAUGAGAUGGGUCAACCAGACUUAAUUUAUAAGUUCAUGGACCUGGCUAAUCACCAAGGAUCUCUGAAUUCUAAGAGAGGUGCUGCUUUUGGGUUUUCAAAGAUAGCCAAGCAAGCUGGGGAUGCUCUCCAACCGCACUUAAAAUUGUUGAUUCCUCGACUAGUUAGGUACCAAUAUGAUCCAGAUAAAAAUGUACAGGAUUCAAUGGCACACAUAUGGAAGUCGCUAGUGGCAGACCCUAAGAAAACCAUUGAUCAACACUUGGACUUUAUUAUUGAUGAUCUAAUUGUACAAUGUGGAUCUAGACUUUGGCGAUCACGUGAAGCUUCCUGUCUUGCCCUUGCAGAUAUUAUCCAAGGACGAAAAUUUGAACAGGUUGGGAAGCAUUUGAAGAAAAUAUGGACAGUAUCAUUCCGUGCCAUGGAUGACAUAAAGGAAACUGUUCGAAAUGCCGGUGAAAAGUUAUGCCGUGCUGUAUCUUCAUUAACGAUAAGGUUGUGUGAUGUCUCACUUACUGAAAUAUCAGAUGCCAGCAAAGCAAUGGAGAUUGUUCUGCCUUUGUUGCUUGCAGAAGGUAUAUUAAGUAAAGUUGACAGUAUUCGAAAGGCUUCAAUUGGAGUUGUUAUGAAGCUUGCCAAGGGUGCGGGGGUUGCACUGCGUCCUCAUUUGCCUGAUCUGGUUUGCUGCAUGCUUGAAAGUUUAUCAAGUCUUGAAGACCAAGGGCUCAAUUAUGUUGAGUUGCAUGCAGCAAAUGUUGGAAUAGAGACAGAGAAGCUUGAGAAUUUGCGAAUUUCAAUUGCAAAAGGCUCUCCAAUGUGGGAAACUCUGGACCUAUGCAUAAAUGUCGUGAACAUUGAAUCACUUGAUCUCUUGGUUCCUCGGCUUGCUCAAUUGAUUCGAUCAGGGGUUGGCCUCAACACGAGGGUUGGUGUUGCUAACUUCAUUAGCUUAUUGGUUCAGAAAGUUGGUGCAGAUAUCAAAACAUUUGCAAAUAUGUUAUUAAGACUGUUAUUUCAAGUUGUUAGGGAAGAGAGGAGUGCUGUCGCAAAACGUGCUUUUGCAAGUUCUUGUGCCAUGGUUUUGAAGCAUGCAGGUCCCUCUCAGGCUGAAAAGCUGAUUGAGGAUACUACAGCUUUACAUACCGGAGAAGGGAACUCACAAAUUUCAUGUGCGAUUCUUUUGAAAAACUAUUUCUCAAUUGCAUCUGAUGUUGUGAGCGGAUAUCAUGUGGCAAUUUUUCCAGUUAUAUUUAUUUCAAGAUUUGAUCAUGAGAAGUAUGUUUCUGGUCUGUUUGAGGAGCUGUGGGAAGACAACACAAGUGGUGAAAGAGUCACAGUUCAAUUAUAUUUGGGAGAAAUUGUUUCUCUUAUUUGUGAAGGGCUGGCAUCAUCUUCUUGGGCGAGAAAAAGAAAGUCAGCGCAGGCAAUUUGUAAGCUUAGUGAAGUUUUGGGUGAAUCAUUGUCUUCUUGUUAUAGCGUUCUGCUUGAAGCUCUUAUGAAGGAAAUUCCUGGUCGACUAUGGGAGGGAAAGGAUGCUCUGUUAGAUGCAAUAGGUGCAGUUUCUACAUCUUGCCAUAAAGCUAUUGCCUCUGAAAAUCCUGCCACUCCCAAGGCAAUUUUGGAUUUGGUAUUUUCUGCAUGCAUGAAAAAGGUGAAGAAAUACCGUGAAGCAGGUUUCUGUUCUCUUGACCAGGUUAUAAAAGCAUUUGGCCAUCCAGAUUUCUUUAAUGCCAUUUUUCCACAAUUAGUUGGGAUGUGCAAUUCUGCUGUUGCCAGUAAAUCUGGCCCAAUGCCUAUGCCAAGUGAUGCUUCUAAAACAGAAUCAGAUGAUGUUGAAGACUCUUCUGCUCCAUUGGAAAAAAUUCUGGGCUGCGUGACGUCUUGCAUCCACGUGGCACAUGUCAAUGAUAUUCUUCAACAGAAAAACAACUUGAUGAACAUGUUAUUAAUUUCUUUCUCACCUGGGUUGCAGUGGACAGUCAAAAUGUCAGCAUUUUCGUUAAUUAAAGAACUUUGCUCGAGGCUCAGUAUCUCUGAGGACACUCAUGGAAUGUCUGUACAUGGUAGCAAUACUUCUUUAGUUCAGGAGUUGUUUCGUUCUUUAUCGCCAAAAAUCGUUGAAUGCAUAAGCAUUGUAAAGAUUGCCCAGGUUCACAUCACUGCCUCGGAGUGCCUCGUGGAGAUGAUGAGGCUGUACAGACAAGUAGCACCCUUGCGCUGGACAGACGUCGGGUUUAAAGAAGAGCUUCUUCACCAAUAUGAGGUGGAAAAGAAUGAGGAGGCCAAAUCAUAUUUGAAAAAAUGUAUCGACGACUUCGAAAACGCAGAAUAAGAGAAUGUGCAAGCAGCCUGAAUGAAGCAGAUUUUUUGCUAUGCUAUCGUUCUACCAAAUGCUAACACCUUAUUUAAUUUAAUUCUAUUUCGUAUGAUAUAUUUGAGCAUUGGAGAUGAAAAUCAGAUAUGGGUUUAUACUGUGGUGGUGCUUGCACGUAUUGCUAAAUUGCUAAAUUAUGUCUGCAUCUGCCAAAUUUUUUCAAAUUAUUUUAUCCAUACGAAUCAAACUAAAGCAAAAUAAAGACGAAAUGUAAGCCUUUCUUUAUGAAGCAAAUGAGGGCGUGCAGAGAAGAUCAAGGAGGUGGGUAAAAAUUAGAUAAUAUUAAGUGAAAAUAAUUAUUUAGUUUUUGAGGUUUUAUAAAAUUAAUUAUUUCAUUUUUGUA